Messenger RNA from Chironomus riparius, 1673 nucleotides. The record is from the annotation of a GenBank genome assembly. NCBI's taxonomy places the organism in Eukaryota, Metazoa, Arthropoda, Insecta, Diptera, Chironomidae.
AAAAAAAUAAGUUUUGUGAAAAAAAGGACAUAAAAAUUUUAUCAAGUGAAAAAAAUAAAUUUAUGGCAUCAGCAGUUCAUCGUACAAUGACAUUAGGACAAAAUUUAGCCAUGCAUUCAAAUAACUACAUAAUGCUCCCAACAAACGUGAUGCAAUCGGCCCAAAAAUCACAGCCGAUGUAUGGAAAACGACCAAUUGCACCAGCACCAACAGUUCUCACAUCGAACGGUGCCAAUCAAGUGCAAUUAAAUGUUCAAAAGAAAAAAUACAAUUAUGGAUCAAUGCAGUAUCCAGCAACACAAACUGCAUCAGUUCAACGACGCAAUGCACGCGAGAGAAAUCGUGUAAAGCAAGUGAAUAAUGGAUUCUCAAAUUUAAGACAGCAUAUUCCAUCGACAAUUGUUACAACAUUGACGAAAGGUGGACGUGGUGCUAGCAAAAAAUUAAGUAAAGUUGAUACAUUGAGAAUGGCAGUCGAAUAUAUUCGUGGAUUGAAAGAUUUACUUGAAGAUGGUGAAAAUAGUGAUUCAGCAAGUGCCAGUACAAGUUCAUACUAUUCAGACAAAUCACAAUUCUUACCAAGAUCGGAAGCAUCACUGUCACCAACCCCAUCAUAUUCAUCUGAAGCAUCAAGUACAAUGAGUUAUACACCAAAUCACAUCCAAGGACAUCAAUUGAACUUCAAACAGGAACCAUUUGACAAUUAUGUUGAGCAAUCAACAUCACCUGCUCCAUCAUAUCAUUCAGAGGUCAUGACACACCAUCAAAUUGUUCAUAAUCAUCACCAAAUGUAUCCAACAUCAUCGACACCUUACAAACCCGUUCAUCCUACAUAUGAGAAUAAUUAUUCGCCAGUCAGUGCCGAUGAUGAUGAAUUACUUGAUGCAAUUGCAUGGUGGCAAACACAGUAAAUAACGAGAAAUCGACGGAAUGAGAUGAAAAUAAAUUUUUGAAGAUGUCUACUUGAUACUCAUCACCAAAUAAAGAUUUGCACACCGAAAUAAAAAGAAGAAAGUGUGUUGCGUGCAGCAGCAAAACAGCCAAAUAAAAAACGAACAUCAUAAUUAAUUAAAACCAAUGAGUUCUAAGCAUUUUUAACGUGAGAGAGUACAAAUUAAGUUAGAGACAAUUUAUGCCAUGCGGCUGAUUACGAUUUAAGAGUACAACUGGCAUUGGCACACAAGUUAAUUGAAAUGCAGAAUGUUGCGGCAUGUCCAGAAGCCGAUCAUUAUCAAUGUGACUUGCUGAUGAUUCAAUUUCAUGAUUAGGACGAGAUGCAGCCUGCGAUUAGAUCCAAUGGAAAGUCAAAUUUGUAAAUAAUUAAUGGAAGACAAUAAACUUUAGGAUUAAGGGACGGACUAUUGGAUCAACGAGGUAGAUCGAAUUUAAAAAUGAAGUUUGGAUUGGCAGUGACUCGAGGAGAAGAAGUUGGGGAUUCUUAAGAGAAUUUGAAGCAAUUCAGCUCAAUUCAGCUACAACUUAGCUCAGUUCAGCAAAAUUGCAUCCCAGUGAAUUUAAAACCUUAAAAAUCCACAACUUUACUAAGCAUUUAAUCAAAAUAACUUUGAUAUUGUCAUAAUUAGACUGAGAAACUUAAAAUCAAGAGAUAUGAGGUUAUUAGAAGGUACUAAGUAUAAGAUCUUAAAUAAUUAAUUAACUAAAGUUGUUCUAGU